AUGGAUAAAUUCGAUAUUAAAACGGCAACCUCUUUGAUCCCCGUAAUGGAUAAUACGGAGGAAAUUACUGAAAAUAUUAUUAACGGAAUUGAGAUGUACAAUGAAUAUCUUGUAGAUGUUACUCAGAAAAAAUUACUCAUCUCUUUUGUUUUAAAAACCAGGUUAUCUAAGUCUGCUAAAUUAAAGCUAAAGAGCGAAUAUGAUGACGUGACGAGUUUAAUACAAGACAUUAGAAAGUUUUUACUAACAAAAAAAUCUGCAAAUUCGAUACUAACACAAUUAAAUAAUUUAUCGCAAAAUAACAUGUCCAUUCACGAAUUCGGUGAUAAAUUGUCUGAGUUAUUUGUAGGCCUCACUAUUGCACAAAGCGACGGAAAUCCGAAGUCUUGUGAGAUAUUGAGACCUAUAAAUGAAAAACUUGCAGUUAAAAGGUUUGCAGACGGAUUACGCAAUAGGAAACUGAGCACAAUUAUAUCGGCACGAGACUACUCAAGCCUGAAGGACGCAGUACGUGCUGCUGAGGAUGAGGAGCUGGGACAGCCUUCGUUGUCCAACAACAUCUUCAACGCACAAAGGAGAGGUAACCAAUUCCCAUAUUAUAGGUCUUCACUAAGAGGUAGAGGUGGACAAAUGACUUCUAGAGGUAAUUUUUAUUCAAAUCGCGAAUUCCGUCCUCAAUUGCAACAGACGACGCUACGAAAUUACAACAACUUCAACAAUUAUAUGAAAGGCCAUGCUAGU
This is a messenger RNA of Brenthis ino (lesser marbled fritillary), 741 nucleotides long. The record is from the annotation of a GenBank genome assembly. Lineage: Eukaryota; Metazoa; Arthropoda; Insecta; Lepidoptera; Nymphalidae.